AUGGCUGAUCACACCCUUGAUGCUGUUGCCCAGCUGGGUACAAGUCUCGCGAGUAAACUCAACUUGCACUCUGAGGGAUGUCGCAAGUCUCGCCAGCGACUCCCAAAGCUGGUGUCUCUGGUCAACUCGACUGCUUCGACCAUCCGUCAGAUUCACGAACUGGUCCAGCAGAAUGACAAGAUCUUCACAGAAGCUUGCAUGAAGGACAUCAACUCCCUUGCUGCCAAGUGCAGGGCUAUUUAUGUCGGAGUCCUUACUCUUGUCGCUAAGAAGACACAGAGUGUAAGCGGAGACAAAGAUGCGAAAACUUUGUCGGCUGAGCAGGUUGAGGAGCUCUUUGCCUGUCUUGCCAACAUGAGUGUUUGGCGAACCGAAGCUUGGAACUGGCUGGAGCCGCGACUGAAGAUUUGCCAGCAGGAGUUGAAGCAAGUCAAGUUUGAGCUUGUCCUGCGCUAUCUCCUUGGCAGUAUCGCUCGGCUCCAGAUGGACACAAGUACCGCGGUCCUUCCUCCCCGCGUGUCAGUGGUUGACGGAGACAGCUUUAAUGAGAAGGUGAAGACUGAAAUAGUUGCAACUGAGAAAGAGUCUUCAGAAGCCAUCGUUGAGAACACUAUCCGGAACAAACAGCUUGAUAACUCCUCUCGAAACUGGUUCCAACGUCUCUUCUCUUUCAGUCACAAAGAGGAUUGGAAGAAUGAAGAUAUCAUGGCUUUCGUCCUUGACAUGAGUCACGCAAACAAGCUCAUCACGAGACUCGAGCUAGAUGACAAGGAGCUCAAGGCAAACCUCUCCAAGCUAACCUCUAGUCGUCUGUGGAAAAGUCGCCCCAACCUUGUCGAGCAAUACUCAGCACUUGAUCAGAAUGUUCGCCAGGAUGUCGAUAAUGCCAUCAUUGUCGCAAAGCGGAAGAGCACCCGUGAGAUGACUCUUGUCGCCAUGAUGACCAAGAAGUCGGAUUCGCAGAAGGCAGCUGACAGAAGUUCUGGCUUCCAUUAUGCUCCUGAUCUCAAUGUCACUCUCUACUUCAAGCUGGGUGCUGAGUUUGAGCCGAUCUAUUUGAUUGAUACCCAAGAGAGAAGGCUUGAGUUACCUUACACAUCGUGUGCCACUUACAAGAUGAUGAGAGAUCUGAUGACUCAAACCAACUGGGCCCCCGGCAUUGCUCAUCAUAUCAUGGCUGGUCGCUACGAUCUCUGCACCCAAGACGGCCUGGCGGUCAUGCUUGGAACCUGGGACUCAGUUCGUCGUCCCGGCAUGACACUGACUCUCAAGAUCUGGCCACCUCCAGUUCCACCAGGUCCACCUCGACCCAGAAUGUAUCCACCCCCACCUGUGGGCUACGUUCCGCCGGCCAAGAAAUAUCGCGAAGAGAUGAAGGAGGCGUACCAUGAGGUGGUCGAGUUGCUCGGCCUCGCUGAAGGGUGGAUGCCAGACCAGGAGACUGUCAAAUCUGGACUGGGAGAUCUUUUGCGUCUGUGGACUAAUGCUAUUGAUCCCCAUACAGAGGAUUGUUCGGACUGUGCAUCGUUCAUGAUGAGCUAUAGCUCUUCGAGCUCUGAGUACAGCGACUGA
Fusarium oxysporum Fo47 is the source of this 1572-nucleotide messenger RNA. RefSeq lists its product as uncharacterized. The record is from RefSeq and is a predicted model, not a curated record. NCBI's taxonomy places the organism in Eukaryota, Fungi, Ascomycota, Sordariomycetes, Hypocreales, Nectriaceae. The coding region runs from base 1 to 1572 and encodes 523 amino acids. The transcript has 3 exons.